Molecule: messenger RNA, 794 nt
Organism: Nycticebus coucang (slow loris)
Lineage: Eukaryota; Metazoa; Chordata; Mammalia; Primates; Lorisidae
Product: collagen alpha-1(II) chain-like
Exons: 3
Coding region: 1-747 (248 amino acids)
Source: RefSeq, a predicted model, not a curated record
AUGGUGACCACGUUGGGUCCCCCGGGAGAGUUCCAAAUUCCGCCCCCACCCGCCGCCCCCCUCCUGUGCGGCCCGGGCCCGCAUUCCGAAGGUUCUCGGCCCGCAGCAGAGUGCCUUGGCUGUGGUAGCUUUCUGCCCCCCUCACUACCACCCCUGCUCACCUCGGGCCGGGACCCGCGGGCUCCGGACGUCAGACCCUCCGCUGCAGGGUGGAGCGGGCAACGCGCUGGCUGCGGCCGCCGCCGGAGGGCCGCGGAGUCUCCUCCUCCCUCCGGGUGGGAGGGAAAGGAGGGGGGACGGCGGGGCCCCCUGGGCGAGCGCAGGCUGCGGCCCCGCGGUGAUCCCGGCAGGCCGAGUUGCUGGGGUCGGGGGCACCAGCUUAACCCGGGCGCAGGCCAGACCGGUGGGCUCUCCUGGAGAGCGGGCCGUACCCAGACGGAGGCCCCACCUCCAUGGGGGGAGGAAGGCAGGGUCCAGGGCCCCGUAGGGGCUCGGCUUUCCCGCCUCAGGUUUCCUGAGCGCCAACGACGCAUUAGGCGCCGCGGCAGAAGUGGGCCCCGCGGGCCCAGGCUCAGCACGUGGAGCGUGCUUACCAAGUCUUCACUUUUGUUACCUGCACCCUUCCUGGUGCUAGCUCUGCCACCGAUGAAACCGGCAAGUCUGUGUGUGCGUCGGCCUCAGUUUCACCUUUUGUAUAACAGAAGGGCUCGCAAAGCGAUUUCACGACUUCAGGCUCUCCAUCUGUGAAACGUGACAGCUUUAUAGAGCACUUCCAGUGACUUUGUCAGCCUUUG